Molecule: messenger RNA, 1190 nt
Organism: Toxoplasma gondii ME49
Lineage: Eukaryota; Apicomplexa; Conoidasida; Eucoccidiorida; Sarcocystidae
Exons: 2
Coding region: 805-1167 (120 amino acids)
Source: RefSeq, a predicted model, not a curated record
CUCGCAGGCGACGAUGCACUUCGGCCACCUAACCAAGUUGAGCUAGUUAUCAACGAGGGAAAAACAAAGUCUGUGUGUAUCGCGCGAAGGAUGCUGCACGUUUGCUUCCAGCACUCCAGUGUAAAUACACCCCGGCAGCAAAAAAAAUCUGCUUGCGAUCCGCGCCUUGCGUGUGAGAGCUAAUCAGGCCGCUUCCGGUGUAGUUUUUCGGCACUCCUGCAUAAAUUUUUUUUCUUUCUCCCCGAAGGGUGUGUGGGACGCAGAAAAGAGGAGAACGAAUCGCUGGUGGAUGCCGGUUUUUGGACACCGUGUCGCGGGACAAGGUGCUGGUCGUGGUGUCAAUGUGCAAGCGGACGUGGAUUCCCGGACAACCUUUCAACUCAAGAGUGGUGUCCCUUCACAGUGAUUCCCCUUGUUUUUCUGUGUCGUCUUAUUGACAAGGCAGACUUCAGCUGGGCACGGGACGGGUGCAUUUUCUGCAAGUUCAUGUUUCGUCUCGAGCACCAGUCCUUUGUGAGGUCCAGCGAACCCACCGUCUUGUGGAAUACUUCCCGGUGGACAGGCUUCUGUGUUUUGCCAGUUCUUCGUACUUUUGAGGCACGGCACCACUCAAGUCGGCCAACUGUAAGAUGUGGUUUCUGUCUGGGUCAGUUUCUGCUUUCCGACACCCCAAACUGACCGAGUGAAACCCUCUUCAUAUACAUCCUGUCCGCUGUGUGCCACGGCGUGUUGGUGGAAGCUGUCAUCUUUCGCGUUGCGCUAAUCGUGCACACCAGCGAGUCUUUUCAGGCAUCGCUUCUCAGAAUGAACCCUCAGACCACUGGAAGGCUGCUGGCUGGCUGCACUAUUGGAGUGUCCGCCUACUGCCUCUGUUGGCUCUUCCUUCCACCGUUCUAUAAGGAGACUCGGGCGAUCCAGCUGUUGUUCCCCUCCCCGUUCUACUUGCUUUACCUUGGAGCAUCCGGCGUCCUGUUUCUGAUUCUGGGUUCGCUUUGUGUAGGAGGCAUUUUGAUGCUGCGCUACGACGACCCACGUCUAUCGAAGAAAACGAAAGAGUCGUCUUCCCGUUGCGUGUCCACUUCCCUCCCGCCUUCUCCUCACACAGAUAUUCUGCGCUAUCUGGCCAUUCAGCGUGGCUGGGUGCCCCCGGACAUGAUCCUUUUCUGAAAGCCAGCUUUGAAACUUGGCCG